This is a messenger RNA of Saccostrea echinata, 1558 nucleotides long. RefSeq names its product major facilitator superfamily domain-containing protein 3-like. Lineage: Eukaryota; Metazoa; Mollusca; Bivalvia; Ostreida; Ostreidae. The transcript has 5 exons. Bases 48 to 1325 code for a protein of 425 amino acids. Gene Ontology annotation, molecular function: transmembrane transporter activity. The record is from RefSeq and is a predicted model, not a curated record. Gene Ontology annotation, cellular component: membrane. Gene Ontology annotation, biological process: transmembrane transport.
UGUUUUUUGACCAGCCACUAGGGUAUUCGAGGUGUUUUCACAUCAAGAUGUUUGAGAAUGUUAUAUUUCUAACAUGUCUCUACUUUAUUCAAGGACUGCCAUAUGGCUUACAAGCAAGAUUUCUUCCUGUUUAUUUUCGUUCACAUGGAAUGUCUUUAACCGACAUCAGCUUGUUCAAGCUUCUCCUCACACCAUGGAUGCUGAAAGCCCUAUGGGCCCCUUUUGUGGACAAGUAUGGAAGUAAAAAGUCAUGGCUAGCUUGGAGUAUGGUUGGACUUAUCUUUACAUGUUUAACAGGUGCCUUUACACCUCCUAAAACAAUCAUACCUUUGGCGGUUGUGUUAUUCCUUUUUAAUCUUUUAACAUCUACUCAGGAUAUUGCAGUGGAUGGAAUUGCUAUUCACGUUCUUUCAGAAGCAGAACUUGGAUAUGGAAAUAUCGCCCAAGUUGUUGGGUAUAAGCUUGGUUCCAUAUUUGGGGGUGGUGUACUGAUUUGGCUUAGUGACUACUUGGAAUGGUCCUAUUUACUAUUUAGUCUUGCCUUUGUAUAUGUGAUCUCAUUGAUGAAUGUUGCAGUCCUAGUUCCACCAACUGACAAUAAUAAAAAAGAUUCAAAGGAAAAAACACCUUAUAAAAAGGAGACUACAGAAGAAAAGCCUGGAAAAUCAUGGUUUAUACAGCAUUUUAUUGAAAUCUUCCAGUCACCAGGAACCUUGUGGAUGAUUGGCUUUGUUCUAAUCUAUAAACUGGGAGAACAAGGGGCAUUAAGUAUGCUGCCAUUAUUUCUGCUAGACAAAGGUAUAACAACAUCUUCUGUUGGAUUUUGGACCGGUGUGGUGGGACAGGUGCUAUCUAUAUUGGGCUCCAUUCUAGGGGGAGGCAUUGUGUCUACCAGCAGAAUGACUGCAUUAGUUGUACAUGAUAUAUGUGCAUUCAGACUUAUACCAAUGUUGUUAACAACUAUAGUUAUAUUUUCCUGGGUAGAGAAGAGUCAGGUCUGCUUUGUUUUUGCCAUUAUUUCCAUGUGCGUGAUGUUGUUAGCUAGUGGAACUGUGACCACAGCCACUUUCACUUUGAUGAUGCAGUGCUCCAAGAAGGCCCCCGAUUAUGUGCAAGCCAGCCAUUAUACUACAUUGGCUACUUUGGAGGUGGUAGGGAAACUGGUGUUUUCUGUGGUGCUAGGAUCUAUCACUGAUGCUAUAGGAUAUGAAUAUGUGUUUAUUUUAUUUCUGGUGUUAUCAGUAUUAGCCAUCCUGUUUAUUCAAAACUGCCCACAAGAACUGAUUCAAAGUGAAGUAGAAUUAACAGUGAAGAAAAAUGAGUGAUCUCAUAAUUUAUAUUGAAUGUGUGUGUAUGUUUGCGAUAUUUUGAUUUCCAAACAACAUUCUAAAAAAAGUAUUGGUAAUCUUUGAAGAUCUCUCUAUUUUUUGUUUAAUGUAUUUGUUUGCCAGUAAGCACUAAUAAAAAAAAAAGUGUAACCCUGACAAAGGACACAUCCUUUAUGUCAGUUAUACGUUUUACAUUUAUUGUGAAUAAAACACAAAUGAAGGACUGUAAA